Molecule: messenger RNA, 933 nt
Organism: Myxocyprinus asiaticus (Chinese sucker)
Lineage: Eukaryota; Metazoa; Chordata; Actinopteri; Cypriniformes; Catostomidae
Product: ventral anterior homeobox 2-like
Exons: 3
Coding region: 1-933 (310 amino acids)
Biological process (GO): central nervous system development; brain development; regulation of DNA-templated transcription
Molecular function (GO): DNA binding; DNA-binding transcription factor activity, RNA polymerase II-specific
Source: RefSeq, a predicted model, not a curated record
AUGUUUGAUCAGGCCACGAGUAUGGGCGAUGGAAUCGCUGAGGAUCGAAACCACUGUGAAUCCAAUUCGUUGUGCCGUGACCGAGACAGAGACUUCCAAAGCCGGAAUGAAGUGGGGAACCGGUCACCUGUGCAGAGCUCCGCAGACACACCGGGGACAUCGGCAUCCACACCGACUUCAUCCAGCGAGGAUGGACACGAUAAACUUUUAGGAGUGGAUCCGGACUACUGUCGAAGAAUUCUAGUCAGAGACGCCAAGGGCACUAUUCGGGAGAUUGUUCUGCCAAAAGGCCUCGACCUAGACCGGCCGAAACGCACGCGGACCUCCUUCACGGCGGAGCAGCUCUACCGGCUGGAGCUUGAGUUCCAGCGAUGUCAGUAUGUGGUCGGCCGCGAACGCACGGAGCUUGCCAGACAGCUGAAUCUUUCAGAAACUCAGGUGAAAGUGUGGUUCCAAAAUCGUCGCACCAAACAGAAGAAGGACCAGACCAAGGACACUGACAAGCGUUUGUCGUCCACCUCCGAAUCCCUCGCCACAUGCAACAUCUUGCGCCUCCUGGAGCAGGGGCGUCUUCUGUCCGUGCCCGCACCUCCACCUAACCCGCUGCUGGCUCACCCACACCCAGGCAAUGGCUCUCUCCUCAGUAGCGCAUCUUUAUCCUCUUCACACGGGGUGAGUAGUACCACUUCACCUCCUGGGGCCGUGGCGGGAGGGGGUGGGACUUUUGGACUGACACUGUCUUCUUUAGGAGGCACUCCGCCCUCACCACGCCUGGGGGUUCCACCGCCCUCCCUUUGCUUUACCAUGCCUCUCUUAAGUUGCACCCAUCAUGAACUGCCAUCUGGAUAUGGGUGUGGAUCCUCAGCAUUUGAGCCCUACACAAGAAUAGAAAGGAAGGAUGGAGAGUUAGGUGGGAAGAAGACAGUUUCCUAA